GUGGGUGUUGGAGUCGCGGCGCCGGUCUCCGGCCUUGAAGCCUCGGCUGAGCUCUGAGACCCAGCAUGGCUGUGCUGGCGCUACUUCUGCGCGGCGGCCCCCGCAGCCGCAGGCCCCUGCUUUGGAGGCUGGUGCAGCAACUUUUGUCUUGGCAGGAAGUGGUCAUAGUAAGUGCUACAAGAACACCCAUUGGGUCCUUUCUAGGCAGCCUUUCCUCACUGCCAGCCACUAAGCUUGGUUCCAUUGCAAUACAGCGAGCCAUUGAAAAGGCAGGGAUUCCAAAAGAAGAAGUGAAAGAAGCGUACAUGGGGAAUGUUCUACAAGGGGGUGAAGGACAGGCCCCUACCAGGCAAGCAGUGUUGGGUGCAGGUUUACCUGUUUCUACUCCAUGCACCACUAUCAACAAAGUUUGUGCUUCAGGAAUGAAAGCCAUCAUGAUGGCCUCUCAAAACCUUAUGUGUGGGCAUCAGGAUGUGAUGGUGGCAGGUGGGAUGGAGAGCAUGUCCAAUGUCCCGUAUGUCAUGAACAGAGGAGCAACACCGUAUGGUGGCGUGAAGCUUGAAGAUCUGAUUGUAAAAGAUGGGCUGACCGAUGUCUACAAUCAGAUUCACAUGGGCAACUGUGCUGAGAACACAGCAAAGAAGCUGAAUAUUACACGAGAGGAACAGGACACUUACGCUAUUAAUUCUUACACCAGAAGCAGAGCAGCAUGGGACGCUGGAAAAUUUGGAAAUGAAGUUAUUCCCGUCACAAUUACAGUAAAAGGUAAACCAGAUGUCGUGGUGCAAGAAGAUGAAGAAUAUAAACGUGUUGAUUUUAGCAAAGUUCCAAAGCUGAAGACAGUUUUCCAGAAAGAAAAUGGCACAGUCACAGCUGCCAACGCCAGCACACUGAACGACGGCGCAGCUGCUGUGGUUCUGAUGACUGCAGAUGCAGCCAAGAGACUCAAUGUGAAGCCACUGGCGAGAAUCGCAGCGUUUGCUGAUGCUGCUGUAGAACCUAUUGAUUUUCCAGUUGCACCUGCAUAUGCUGUACCCAAGGUUCUUAAAGAUGCAGGAUUGAAAAAAGAAGAUAUAACAAUGUGGGAAGUAAAUGAAGCCUUUAGUUUGGUUGUACUGGCAAACAUUAAAAUGCUGGAGAUCGACCCCCAGAAAGUGAAUAUCAAUGGAGGAGCUGUUUCCCUGGGUCAUCCAAUUGGGAUGUCCGGAGCCAGGAUUGUUGUUCAUUUGACUCAUACCUUGAAGCAAGGAGAAUAUGGUCUUGCCAGUAUUUGCAACGGAGGAGGAGGUGCCUCUGCUCUGCUAAUUGAGAAGCUGUAGACACCCUCUGCUGCGUAAGGAGAUAACCCACACUGUGCGAUUUACCUGGGGUCAGCUUAUAGUUAAAAUAAGCUGUUUCAUUUUUUAAUUGUUUUCUAUUUUAACUUUUUUAAAUAAAAAUGAACAAAUCCUAAA
Messenger RNA from Otolemur garnettii (small-eared galago), 1454 nucleotides. RefSeq names its product acetyl-CoA acetyltransferase 1 (gene ACAT1). The coding region runs from base 66 to 1319 and encodes 417 amino acids. The transcript has 11 exons. The record is from RefSeq and is a predicted model, not a curated record. Gene Ontology annotation, molecular function: acetyl-CoA C-acetyltransferase activity. Gene Ontology annotation, biological process: fatty acid beta-oxidation. NCBI's taxonomy places the organism in Eukaryota, Metazoa, Chordata, Mammalia, Primates, Galagidae.